Molecule: messenger RNA, 3465 nt
Organism: Diorhabda sublineata
Lineage: Eukaryota; Metazoa; Arthropoda; Insecta; Coleoptera; Chrysomelidae
Product: cartilage oligomeric matrix protein
Exons: 15
Coding region: 164-3373 (1069 amino acids)
Biological process (GO): cell adhesion
Cellular component (GO): extracellular region
Molecular function (GO): calcium ion binding
Source: RefSeq, a predicted model, not a curated record
GUAGCCCACAAGCAUCUCGUUCAUGUCCCAAUAGAGAUCUCACGAGAUCGAACCGAGCCGUGAAUGUUGAUGUCCAGUAACAGUUGACUUGUACCAGUCCGAUCCGAUUGGCAAGAUAAUUCUCGGUGGUCAACGGCGAGUUUAGUGCGAGGAAGUGUUGAAGAUGGGGUGUGGGGCCGUUACUACGAUUUUUAUUAUUACUUGUUUUAUUUAUUUAACUGAUUCUGUUUUAUUGGAUGCAGGAAAAACCAAAGAACUAGAAGGUGUGAUAAACGAUGACCAAUUCAUAGUAUCCUUAAGGCAUAUAAAACCGAGAAAGAGAUCCAGGGGUUUGCUGGAAACUCUAUUCGCAGUUGACUUUCCGAAUAGUAACAACAAAUUUGCUCUUCUUUUAGAUAGGAAAGUUAAAAAAGUGAUUGUUGAAACUUUAGAAGAUGGCCGAAAAAGAUCACAACAUUUUACGGUAGAUCCUCUAGACGAAGAUACAAUUAUCAAAUCUCUUAUAUUAGAAAUUAAUCAAAUACAACCUGGGGCACACGCCACUUUAUAUUUAGAUUGCGAUUCUUACGGUAUGGUAGCUUUACCUAAAACGUUAAAGGAGAUGCACCAAACACACAAUCAUCCCAAAUUAGAAGUUUAUCACGAAAGAAAAUAUCAAAUAGAAAUCGAUGGCCAUCAUCGGGACUUACGCAUGGUAUUAAAUAGAAAUGAAUGUCCAGUUUCCAUACAAAGCAAUCUGAGCAAAAAUUACGAAAAUUAUCUCAACGAUAACGAUCUUAGUGAUGAUCCCAACGUUCAGGCACAGGAACCAGAUUAUGAUCAAUAUAGAAGAGGAGGAGAGGAUCCAUACAGGAGGAGAUCCGAGGAUCCUCAAAGGGGAGAUAUUCCGUUGAUAUCCCAGCUCGAAGAUUCUGGAAUUUUGGAUCGUCUGAACCUACUCAUCGAACGCGUUAAUUUUGAAGUGAAAAGGUGCGAAGCUACAACUCAAGCAAUUGAUAAUCUACGUCGUCUAAUCGAACAAUGCGAAUUGUGCAAACCUCAACCUAUAAAAGUACCAACUUGCGAAACACAUCCGCCGAAUUGUUUCCAAGGGGUUAGAUGUUAUAAUACCGAGCAAGGACCUAGGUGUGGACCGUGUCCAAGAGGUUAUGUAGGUGACGGAUAUACUUGCACUCCAGGACGUACUUGCGCGGAUAAUCCUUGCGCUCCUAACGUACAAUGUACGGAUACAAUUCGAGGAGCUCAAUGUGGACGUUGUCCGCCGGGUUUCGAAGGGGAUGGCUUCACGUGUACGAGAAUCAACCCUUGCCAGUAUAAUCCAUGUGCUCCAGGAUCUAUCUGUGUGCCUGUUGAAGAGAGUCCUUACUACCAAUGCCAAGGUUGUCCUCCUGGUUUUACAGGGAACGGUACUAAGUGUCAAGAUAUAGAUGAAUGCGACUUAGUUCAACCGUGCGAUCCACGUGUCAGUUGUCAUAAUUUGCGCCCAGGAUACAGAUGCGACCCGUGCCCUCCUGGUUUCCGGACGGAAUCUGAUAGUCAAGGUAUAGGAAUCGAAGAAGCGCAAAGAAGAAGACAAGUAUGCAUCGAUAUAGAUGAAUGUUUAGAAGGAAGAGUAUGCGUACCACAUUCUGAAUGUAUCAAUACAGAGGGUUCUUACCACUGCGGUCCUUGCGAAUACGGAUUUAUUGGUAAUCAAACCAUUGGUUGCGUUCAAGGAGAAGGCUAUUGUCCUAGUGGGGAUAGAUGUGAUAUUAACGCCGCCUGUCAUAGCUUGGGUUGGAAUUCAUACGCUUGUAUAUGUAAUACAGGUUUCGCUGGAAACGGUGUAUAUUGUGCCAAAGAUACGGAUCUUGAUAGAUGGCCCGAUAUAGAACUACCAUGUAAUGAUAAAUUCUGUCAAAUGGAUAAUUGCAAGUAUACACCCAAUUCUGGACAAGAAGACACUGAUGGUGAUAGAAUUGGCGAUGCUUGUGACGAUGAUCCUGAUAAUGACGGUGUUAAAAAUCAGGAUAACUGUCCAUUGAUAGCAAAUCCGGAUCAAAAAGACACCGAUUACGACGGUGGAGAUAGCAUAGGAGACGUUUGUGACAAUUGUCCUUACGUAAAAAAUCCAGAUCAAAGCGAUAUUGACGGCGAUGGCAAAGGUGAUGCUUGCGAUGAAGAUAUAGAUAACGAUAGAAUCAUUAACGAGAGAGACAACUGCGUUAGAAUACCGAAUUACGAUCAAGCCGAUAGAGAUGGAGACGGAGUAGGUGAUGUUUGUGAUAACUGUCCUUCAGCCUACAAUCCGGGACAGGAAGACAUAGAUGAGAAUAACGUUGGAGAUGUUUGUGAUUCUCCCAUAGAUACUGAUAAAGAUGGAAUACCAGAUAAUCACGAUAAUUGCAAACAUAUAGCAAACCCUAAUCAGUUAGAUACAGAUAGAGAUGGAAAGGGGGACGCUUGUGAUAAUGAUAUUGAUGAAGAUGGAGUACCAAAUAACAUGGAUAACUGUGUUUACGUUUACAAUCCGGAUCAAUUAGAUUCUAAUAAAAACGGACGUGGAGAUAAGUGCGAUAACGACACGGACGCUGACCACGUACCUGACAUAACGGACGUGUGUCCUACGAAUUCAUUGAUUUACCAGACUGAUUUCAGUAAAUACCAAACGGUCGUAUUGGAUCCUGAAGGUGAAACUCAAACUGAUCCGAUCUGGGAAAUAUACAAUCAAGGAGCUGAAAUCGUACAAACGAUCAACAGCGAUCCAGGAUUAGCUGUGGGACACGAUACUUUCACAGGAGUAGAUUUCGAAGGAACUUUCUUUGUAGAUUCUGAUGAAGACGACGAUUACGUCGGAUUUAUCUUCAGUUACCAAAGUAAUAGGAAAUUCUACGCGGUUAUGUGGAAGAAACAUCCUCAAUUAUAUUGGGAGGCCGAGCCGUUUAGAGCGUUCGCCGAACCUGGUAUUCAGAUAAAAGUGAUUGAUUCCGAAACAGGCCCGGGAGAAGUACUUAGAAAUUCAUUAUGGCACACAGGAGACACUCCCAAUCAAGUAAAACUCCUUUGGAAGGACCCGAGAAAUGAAGGAUGGAAAGAAAAGACUUCAUAUAGAUGGUUCUUGAUACACAGACCAGUUAUUGGACUUAUUAGAUUGAAAAUAUUCGAUGGGGAAAAUAUGGUUGUAGACUCUGGUAAUUUGUUCGAUACAACUCAUAAAGGAGGAAGGUUAGGAGUUCUUUGUUUCUCGCAACAAAUGAUUAUUUGGUCCGAUUUGGCGUACAGAUGUAAUGAUAACGUUAAAGAAGAAGUAUGGAGAGAACUAUCGCCAAGACAACAAAAUAAGGUUAAAAUUGACAACGUUGGUGCGUACAGCAUUAAAGCUCCGGAAUUAUAAUUUCAUAUUCAAUUUUUUGUUAACCAUUCAAAUUUUUAAAAUAAAUUAACAAAUUUUUUGUUGAAUCGAAUAUCAAUUUAUACUUAAUCAAA